AUGGUGAAACUGCUCAAAUCUGGGUUUCAUUCCACUGCAGACGUGUUUGACUUGCGUCCUCUUCAGCUCCAUCCCUGUGUUUGUAUUUGUAGAGGCUCCCAGAAGGAGGCGGUAGAGGUGCUGCAGCCUGUGAGGUGUGAGUCUGGCCAGGAGAGAGCAGCAGCAGGCAGGCUAAUGGCACAGGAGCUUCUGGAGAAAGAUCAGGAGCUGGGCACCAUCUUUACCUUCUGCUCAGCGCUGGACACAGCCCUGGGAGGGGGCCUGCCGGUGGCGAAGAGCACUGAGACCUGCGAGGCGCCUGGAGUGGGAAAUACUCAGCUCUGUAUCCAGUUGGCAGUAGAUGCGCAGAUCCCUAUGUGUUUUGGGGGGCUGGGAGACAAGGCUCUGUACAUAGACACAGAGGGCAGCUUCUUGGUCCAGAAGGCUGUGGACCUAGACCAGGCAGCUGUGGACCAUUAUGGGCUGCUAGCAGAGGAUGCACAGCAGCAGGAGGCCUUGAAGGAGCUGACUGUGGAAACAAUCUUUUCCACCCUCGUCCUCGUCCGUUACCAUGACUACGUGGAGCUGUUGGCGGAGAUGUAUCUCCUGGCUGACUUCCUGGCUCAGCACCCUGAGGUCCAGCUGGUAGUGAUUGACAGCAUUGCCUUCCUGUUUCACCAUUGCUUUGUUAACCUCUCCCAGAGGACCCGCCUCCGGAACAGCCUCGCCCAGCAACUCAUCCAGAUGGCCACCAAUCGCAAUGUCACAGUAUGA
Molecule: messenger RNA, 753 nt
Organism: Oncorhynchus gorbuscha (pink salmon)
Lineage: Eukaryota; Metazoa; Chordata; Actinopteri; Salmoniformes; Salmonidae
Product: DNA repair protein RAD51 homolog 3-like
Exons: 6
Coding region: 1-753 (250 amino acids)
Biological process (GO): DNA repair; meiotic DNA recombinase assembly; reciprocal meiotic recombination
Cellular component (GO): Rad51B-Rad51C-Rad51D-XRCC2 complex; replication fork; Rad51C-XRCC3 complex
Molecular function (GO): crossover junction DNA endonuclease activity; four-way junction DNA binding; ATP-dependent DNA damage sensor activity
Source: RefSeq, a predicted model, not a curated record